GUGCUCAGAGGCUGAUCACGUGACCACGUGGCUCCGCAGCGUGUGCGCGAUGUUUAUCCUCCGGCUGCUGAGGGGAUGUCACGCUGUGCGGAGGGUCAAUUUGGCCUGCGGUAGCUCUCGGUAUAACGUGGUGUCGUUGCUCAGUCGUGAACGGCUUUGUACCCCCGGGCUCCGCACGUUAUGGAGCAGCACACCAUGCAGGAAGGGUCGGACCACGGGCCACUGGGAUGGGGGGGAUAACGGGGACUGGAGCUCCGGCGAGGAGGAUGAAGAAGACGACGAGAAUGUGGAGGAACUUUUAGUGUCUCGGACGCCCAACCUCUAUGGAGCACAGAAGAUUGUCAUUGUACAUCCAGACGUUAAAUGGGGGGAUAAGAGGCAGCGUGACACCACUGCUGAACUUUUGGUUGCUGAAGCAGUCGCUCUAAUACACAGUAUCCCUAACUGGAUAGUUGUGGAUAAGCUAAUCAUGUCUACAAAAUCACCUGAUCAUAAAUACGUUUUUGGCAAAGGGAACUUUCAGACUCUUACAGAAAAGAUUAAAGCAAUUCCUCAGGCCACUGCAGUUUUUUUGAAUAUUGAAAGAAUAUCUCCUUUGAGUGAGAAUGAACUGGAGGCAGCAUGGGGAGUGAAAGUUUUUGACAGAUACACAGUGGUCCUUAAUAUUUUCAGAUACAAUGCUCGCACAAGAGAAGCUAAGCUGCAGAUUGCACUGGCUGAACUUCCACUACUAAGAUCUCUACUAAGAAAUGAAAUGGCUCACUUGGACCAGCAAAGUGGAGGUUCAAGAUAUGUAAUGGGGUCAGGUGAAACAUUAAUGGAGAUCCAGCAGAGACUGCUAAAGGAGAGAGAGCUAAAGCUUAAGAAGGCUUUGGAGAAGCUACGGAAGAAGAGAAAGCUUCUUAGGACACAGCGCAAACGGCGGGAGUUUCCAGUCAUCUCUGUAAUGGGUUAUACCAACUCUGGAAAAACGACCCUGAUAAAGGCACUCACUGGUGAUGCAAACCUUCAGCCACGUGAUCAGCUUUUUGCCACACUUGAUGUCACUGCCCACGGUGGAUUGCUUCCUUGUCGUAUGCCAGUUAUAUAUGUUGAUACCAUUGGCUUUCUUUCUCAGCUGCCUCACAAUUUAAUAGAGUCUUUUUCUGCCACAUUAGAGGAUGUCAUCCAUUCGGAUUUAUUAAUUCAUGUGAGAGACAUAAGCCACCCUGAAGCUAUCAAUCAGAAGAAGAGUGUGCUGAACGUGCUCUCCAACUUGAAUGUUCCCCAGAAGCUCCUUGAUACAAUGAUUGAGGUGCACAAUAAAAUUGACUUAGUUGAGGAACACGACACUAAGGAUGCAGCUAUUCCUGUAUCUGCCCUAAUUGGAUAUGGCUUGGAAGACCUCAAACAACGUAUAGAGACUGAGGUGAUGGAAAGCACGGGGAGGAUAGUUGCUACAAUUAGAGUAAAUCUGGAAAGUGCUCAGUUAAGUUGGCUUUACAAGGAGGCUUCUGUACAGGAAGUGAAAGUAUUACCAGAAGAUGGCGCAGCUGAUGUGCUUGUCAUAAUAACCAGUGCUGCUUAUGGAAAAUACACUAAACUGUUUUGUAAAUGAACACUUGAACUAGUUUUAAUAACUCAGAACUUGAAGUGCACUUUUGGAUAUUUUCUUGCUGUUACAAAAUGUUGUGGACUCAGAAUGUGAAGUACAAUUUUAAGUGUUUUAAUUGCUAUUUCAAAAUGUUUUGGACAAAGGAGAAUAUCUGUGUAAAG
Messenger RNA from Nanorana parkeri, 1755 nucleotides. It is a transcript of the gene GTPBP6, whose product is annotated as GTP binding protein 6 (putative). Bases 50 to 1597 code for a protein of 515 amino acids. Gene Ontology annotation, cellular component: cytoplasm. The transcript is spliced from 10 exons. Lineage: Eukaryota; Metazoa; Chordata; Amphibia; Anura; Dicroglossidae. Gene Ontology annotation, molecular function: GTP binding; ribosome binding. The record is from RefSeq and is a predicted model, not a curated record.